Molecule: messenger RNA, 2055 nt
Organism: Hordeum vulgare subsp. vulgare (domesticated barley)
Lineage: Eukaryota; Viridiplantae; Streptophyta; Magnoliopsida; Poales; Poaceae
Product: protein NRT1/ PTR FAMILY 8.3-like
Exons: 6
Coding region: 16-1875 (619 amino acids)
Biological process (GO): transmembrane transport
Cellular component (GO): membrane
Molecular function (GO): transmembrane transporter activity
Source: RefSeq, a predicted model, not a curated record
CACCGACUCUUAAUAAUGGAGCCACAGCUCGAUGAGAGCGAGCGGGAUGGGGAUGCCCCCUUCCGAAAUAGAAGAAGAAAUAAAGGUCGUCGGUACUGGCGGCUACGUGCAAGGACGAGCACCAAACAGCUCCGGCCAGCCUCCGCCGGCACCCACGGGCAGCAGCGGCGCGCCAUGGACGCUGAGGCCGGAGAGGCGCCCCUCCUCUCCCACCAGCGCAACUCCAACCAGGUUUCCUCGGCAAAUUACAACUGCAAACCCUUCAACUGGAAAGCUCCUGCUAUUAUCUUGGCAUUUGAGUUCUUGGAGAGCAUUGCAUACGCUGGUAUUGCCCUCAACUUGGUAGUAUAUCUUGGGAAGGUCCUUCAUGGAACCACUGCUUCAAAUGCUGCGAAUGUUGAUACAUGGAACGGCACCACGUUCCUCAUGCCCGUCCUCGGAGCAUUUCUUGCUGAUACAUACUGGGGGAAGUACAAGACCGUGGCUAUCUCCAUAAUAUUUUAUCUUACUGGGUUGCUCAUCAUUACUGCUUCGGCGAUCAUUCCAUCUUUACAACCUGCCCCGUGUGAAGGAAAUUCAUGCCCUCCUGCCACAGGGUUUCAGUAUUUUGUCUUGUUUGCUUCACUAUACCUUGUCUCGAUUGGGACCGGAGGGGUUAAAUCAGCUUUGCUCCCCCUUGGGGCUGAUCAGUAUGAUGAUUCAAACCUUGAACAGAGUAAAAAGAAGCAAGCGUUCUUUAGCUGGUUCUUCAUUGCCAUUAACCUUGGUGUCUUCAUCUCGGGGACCGUUGUUGUAUGGAUACAGCAAAAUGUUGCUUGGUCUCUUGGAUUCGGCAUCUCAUCGGUAUGCAUCAUUAUUGCCACAGUUGCCUUCUUGGCAGGAACACCAAUCUACAGGGUUCAACUUCCUACCGGAAGCCCACUGAAAAGUCUUGUAGCGGUGUUUGUCGCGUCAUUUAAAAAGAGAAAAGUAGAGGUUCCUGCUGAUAGCUCAAUAUUGUUUGAUGGGAAUGAUGCUGAUUUAACCAAUGAAGCACCAAACAAAUUGGCACAUACUGAAGGAUUCAGGUGCUUAGAUAAGGCUGCUGUGGUGUUAGGUGACCAAGAGAUAAAGGAGAGCCUUUCCGGGCGUCCAUGGAUGCUAUGCACUGUAACUCAGGUGGAGGAAGUGAAGAUCCUUGUCCGGAUGCUUCCAAUAUGGUUCACCAGCGUGUUCUAUGCAGCAUCGAUGUGCCAAACAGCCACCACUUUCAUCCAACAGGGGAACAAAAUGAACACAAAGAUCGGAUCCUUCUCUGUCCCUCCUGCUUCCAUGAACUCGGCCUCGGUGGUCUUCAUGAUGAUCUUCGUCGUGAUCCAGGACAGCAUUGUGAUCCCAAUAGCCAGGCGAUACACUGGAAACGUCGCUGGGCUCACGCAGCUGCAGCGGAUGGGCGUCGGCCGGUUCCUAGCGGUCCCGGCGCUGGCCGCGGCGGCACUGGUUGAGAUGUGGAGGCUGCGCAGCGUCGGGGCCGGCCACAACCUGAGCAUAGCGUGGCAGCUCCCCCAGUUCAUGCUCAUCGCCUGCUCUGACGUGUUCUGCGGCAUAGCCCAGCUCGAGUUCUUCUACUCGGAAGCCCCCAUGUCGAUGCGGAGCCUAUGCUCCGCAUUCUCGUUCCUGGCGAUGUCGCUUGGUUACUACCUGAACUCCAUGAUCAUCUCGGCCAUCGCUGCUCUGUCGAAGAGCGGCGGCGGGAAGGGCUGGCUUCCCGCCGACUUGAACGACGGGCAUCUUGACUACUACUUCUGGCUGUGGGCUGGGAUCGGCGCGGUGAACUUCGUUGUGUACACGGCCUUCGCGAAGAAUUAUACAGUGAAGAAAGUCGAGCUCCGGUGAACACGGUUUGCUGUUGGUCACAAGCGUACAGUUCUUAUCCUCUUUGUUGUGUAUGUACUGUCUACAAUACAGCUUUGAUGUAAUUAAAUAUCGCCCAAAUUCCUGUAGUUGUGUCCAUUUGAAUAAAAUGUUUCUUUGAAACACAAAUGAAGCAAAGCUAUAGCUCUGUUUGCAGCUGCA